AAGAUCUAUAUUUUUAGAAACGGAUCUAUUAUUUGUGGUGUUAUUGAGGAUGGUCUCCGAUGAUAGACCUUUUUUAAAUUUGUAUUGAAUUUAUUUUGUGAAAUUUUUGGGUGUUUCUUUGAAGAUCUAUAUGUUUUUACUCCAUGAUCGGAAUUUUUUUUGGUAAAAUUUUAAAGUGAUUCACAGACAUGGCGAGGUGGUCUCCGAUGAAAGACAGAGACUUCUACAACUCUACAUCUCGAUCUGAAAAGUUUCAUUUUGAUCUAAAUUUUGACCUUUAAGGUCUCUACAGAAGGGGUCUCCGAUCUAUGACAAUUUGUUUUGCUUGGGAAAAGGAAUUUCAGGAACAAUUGGAUCAUCAACUCUUAUCGCAGACCACGGCCAUGCAAACCCUAACGCAAACCGUCGAGAAGCUUUAGCGACAGUUGGAGACCGUCACUGCCCGGGUGGAGAAGACGCCAUACACUAGUUCGGCCGGGCCGCGUUUCACAGACUCCGGGACUGUCAUGUCCAAACUCAAGCUGGAUAUGCCAAAAACUGACGGGGUGGAUCCUAUCGGGUGUCUUUUUAAGGCCAAUGAAUGUUUCUCCUUCUACGGCGUGCCAGAUGACCAACGCCUCACGGCUGUGUCGCUCAUGUUGGAGGGCGCGGCGUUGGAUUGGUUUCGGUGGAGGCAGCGUAAUCGUUCGUUGCUUUCGUGGACUGAUUUCGUCACGAAAUUCAAGCUUCGUUUUGAUCCCUCAAAUUAUGUGGACUUCUUGGGUGUGCUGUCAAAGGUGAUGCUGUUUCAAGCUUUGUAUGGGCGGCCCCAGCCGGACCUUAUCCCCUAUAAUCGUGGUGCAAGCAAGGUACCGGCUGUUGAUGACAUCCUGGCUGAACAGGACGCCCUGCUACGUCGCCUCCGUGGUAAUUUGCAAGCUGCCCAGAACUGGAUGAAGUUGCUAGCUGACAGGGUUUAGGGUGAAAUUCAAGAAGCAGCCAUGGCGUUAUCUUAUCACUUUUCCUUGAAAUAAGUAGAUGGUGUAUAUCUUAGCCUCUUUAUAAUUGCUUUGAAAUGAGAUUUUAAAUGUGUUUUCUCCUUUUCAACUUGACUUGAGAUUUGAGGGGCAUCCAUGUUUUAUUUUAUUCGGUUUACUGAAGUCAAGGAAGGAUUACGAAACUUGGUGUGGCUAACUGGCUAGCCAGAAGCAGCCAUGGCUUAUCUUAUCACUUUUCCUUGAAAUAAGUAGAUGGUGUAUAUCUUAGCCUCUUUAUAAUUGCUUUGAAAUGAGAUUUUAAAUGUGUUUUCUCCUUUUCAACUUGACUUGAGAUUUGAGGGGCAUCAUAAUGAAUACAAUGGUUUGGGGCUGUGCCAUUUUCAAUGAACAUGGUUUGGGGAUGUGCCAUCCCUGGUGUGAAAAUUCGGAAGAUUCAAUGAACAUGGUUUGGGGUUGUGCCAUUUUCACUGUGGCGUGAUGUUAUCAAUGUUGGGGCAGUGCAUAGGGUGUCUUCUGUGAAGUACUUUGUGGAUUUAUUGAUGCAAUGAAUAUUGGGGCAAUGGAGAGGGCUUUCAUUCGUGUACUGCCUGGCUGGAUUUAUUAGAUUGAGAUGACAUGUACUUGAAUGUGUUUUGUCCAGAAGUGAUUGUAUAUGUUUACAAAAUGAGAUGUAAUGUAUAGCUGCCAUGUGUACCAAAGUAUUUAUAGCCAUUGGAUUAUCAUUUCUAGCGGGAAAAUUGAGGAAUGAAAUUGCACUGAAUUU
Cuscuta campestris is the source of this 1740-nucleotide messenger RNA. NCBI's taxonomy places the organism in Eukaryota, Viridiplantae, Streptophyta, Magnoliopsida, Solanales, Convolvulaceae. The record is from the annotation of a GenBank genome assembly.